GGGACUCGGUGCGGGGAGGCCGCACUCAAUUUUCUUCCGAAAUUUUAGAGCGUCCGAGUCCGAGAAAACCCACGCACGGCGGGUCAGGGUGCCGACGCCACUCGCAUGUCCGGCCUUGCAAGCCACACAAUGACACGAGCACCACUCUGAGACGCGAGCGAAGCGACCGCCGCCUGCUUUGUGCUCGCUGCUCUCCUCCUGGCUUCUUUGCCUGGAAUAGCUGGAUAUUGCCGUGCCCAGGCCAUUGCCGGGAGCUAGAGUAGCAGGAGGCGGCGGCGGCGGCGAGGGGAUCGAGGGAGGACAAGGCAAGGAAAGCAAGGAGAUGGUGGGCGGUGGCAGGGACGGGCCGGCGCCGGCGGUGCUUCUUCUCCGCCGCGUCCUCUUGAUUUUGAUGCUGUGCUCCCCCGGCGCGGUGGUGGUGGUGGUGUCGGGGCGGAAGGUGGGCGAGACGUGCGCGGUGAACCGGAACUGCGACGCCGGGCUGCACUGCGAGACGUGCGUCGCCGACGGCAACGUGCGGCCCCGCUGCACCCGCGUCGCCCCCGUCGACCCGCAGACCAAGGCGCGGGACCUGCCGUUCAACCGGUACGCGUGGCUGACGACGCACAACUCGUUCGCGCGGCUCGGGCAGCGGUCCCAGACGGGGGUCGCCAUCGCCACGCCGUGGAACCAGCAGGACACCGUCACCGAGCAGCUCAGCAACGGCGUGAGGGGGCUGAUGCUGGACAUGUACGACUUCCGCAACGACGUCUGGCUCUGCCACUCCUACGGCGGCAUCUGCCAGAACUUCACCGCCUUUCAACCGGCGGUGAACGUGCUCCGGGAGGUGGAGCGGUUCCUGUCGCGGAACCCCGCCGAGGUGGUGACCAUCUUCGUGGAGGACUACGUGGAGUCGCCCAAGGGCCUCACCGGCGUGCUCAACGCGUCGGGCCUCGGCCGCUACAUGUUCCCUCCCUGGCGCAUGCCCAAGACCGGCGGCGACUGGCCGCGGCUCAGCGACAUGGUCCGCGACAACCACCGCCUCCUCGUCUUCACCUCCAGGCCCGCCAAGGAGGCCGCUGAGGGCAUCGCCUACGAGUGGCGAUACGUCGUCGAGAACCAGUACGGGACCAAGGGGAUGGUGAAGGGGACGUGCCACAACCGCGCCGAGUCGGCCGCCAUGAACGACCUGUCCAGGUCGCUGGUGCUCGUCAACUACUUCAGGGACCUCCCGAACCUGCCGACGGCGUGCAAGGACAACUCGGCGCCGCUGCUGGACAUGGUCACCGCCUGCCACGACAAGUCCGGGAACCGGUGGCCCAACUUCAUCGCCGUCGACUUCUACAAGAGGAGCGACCGAGGCGGCGCGGCGGAGGCCACGGACAAGGCCAACGGCGGCCUCGUCUGCGGCUGCGGGAGCAUAUCGGCUUGCAACGCGAACGGGACGUGCACUCCGCGGCACGGCAGGACGCCGAAAGGCAUCUUCAACGCCUCGUCCGACGCGGCGGCGUGGAGGUCGCCGCCGCCGCCGGUGCUGCAGUGGCAGCGGCUCAUCCUGCUACCGUGUCUCCUUGCUCUCCUUCUGGGCCUGUAAAUUCUACGUAUUUUGCCGUGUACAUACAUAGACGGAUUGGUUUGGUUGCAGCCAGCGAGCGAGCGUAUUUUGUUGUACAUACAGACAGAUUGGUUGCAGCCUGUCAGCAGCUUAGUCCACACUAGUCUGUGUAUGAGACAGGGUGCACAUAUACAGUAGCAUAAACACAAACAUCAAAUGCGGACAGAUGCGUUUAACCAUGAUCUUGAUCGGCCUCGCCUUUUGUUGCCC
Messenger RNA from Sorghum bicolor (sorghum), 1804 nucleotides. RefSeq names its product PI-PLC X domain-containing protein At5g67130. The coding region runs from base 323 to 1573 and encodes 416 amino acids. The transcript has 7 exons. Gene Ontology annotation, biological process: lipid metabolic process. The record is from RefSeq and is a predicted model, not a curated record. NCBI's taxonomy places the organism in Eukaryota, Viridiplantae, Streptophyta, Magnoliopsida, Poales, Poaceae. Gene Ontology annotation, molecular function: phosphoric diester hydrolase activity.